This is a messenger RNA of Akanthomyces muscarius, 2397 nucleotides long. RefSeq lists its product as uncharacterized. The coding region runs from base 1 to 2397 and encodes 798 amino acids. Gene Ontology annotation, biological process: cysteinyl-tRNA aminoacylation. The transcript has 2 exons. The record is from RefSeq and is a predicted model, not a curated record. NCBI's taxonomy places the organism in Eukaryota, Fungi, Ascomycota, Sordariomycetes, Hypocreales, Cordycipitaceae. Gene Ontology annotation, cellular component: cytoplasm. Gene Ontology annotation, molecular function: cysteine-tRNA ligase activity; ATP binding.
AUGGCCUCUAUCAAACUGCACAACUCGCUGCACCCCGGUGCACCUGUUCCCUUUGUCCCAAAGGAAGACGGCAAGGUCAGCUGGUACGUCUGCGGCCCGACAGUUUACGACAAAAGCCACUUGGGCCACGCGCGCAACUAUGUUACCUCGGACGUGAUUCGCCGCAUUUUGAUGCACUAUUUCAAGUUAGAUGUCAAGUAUGUCAUGAACAUAACGGAUAUCGACGACAAGAUCAUCAUCAAAGCCAGACGACAGCGACUCCUCGAUGUCGAAAAGAAGAAGCAUUACUCUGCCGACGAACUAAAACAACUGGGGUUGAGAGCCUUUGUUGCAUACGCCGAGAAGAAUCUGCCGCUUUUGCUCGAGACUGAGGCGAAACUCAACGAGUCCAACUACCCCGCCACCAGAGACAAGACCUACGCCAAGGUCCUCGCUGGAGGAACGCUGACUGGUGAGGGCAAGCCCAGCGAUGCUGAGGCCAAGGUCAAGAUGCAUUUAAGCAACAUGAAUGUUGCUUCCGAAGCGAUUAAGUCGGGCCAGGUCCAUCCCGGCUGCGACGAGAUUCUGCUACCCUACCUCGACUCUCUGUACAAGGAGACGGUCGAUACUAGCGAUCAGACCAUGUUCACCGACCUCACCAAAGCCAUGGAAGAUCUAUUUAUGCAGGACUUGGAUUCUCUCAAUGUAUUGCCUCCCGACGUCAUCACUCGCGUCACCGAAUAUGUUCCUCAGAUUGCCGACUUUGUCCAGCGCAUUGUCGAAAAAGGCUUUGCGUACGAAGCCGAUGGCUCCGUCUACUUUGAUAUUACUGCCUUUGAAAAGGCUGGCAACACGUACGCCAGACUGAGACCCGACAGCAAAAACGACAAGGCCCUGCAAGAAGAAGGCGAGGGUGCUCUGUCCACCAACGUCGGCGGCAAGCGUUCGCCCGGCGACUUUGCGCUGUGGAAGAAGUCCAAGCCCGGUGAGCCGUUCUGGCCCAGCCCCUGGGGCGAGGGUCGUCCUGGCUGGCACAUUGAGUGCUCCGUCAUGGCCUCUGAUAUUCUUGGCUCCCAGAUGGAUAUUCACUCGGGUGGUGUUGACCUUGCAUUCCCUCACCACGACAAUGAGCUGGCUCAGAGUGAAGCCUACUUCUAUGAGCCUGGCAAGGGUGAGCAUACUUGGGUCCGCAACUUCCUGCAUACGGGCCAUUUACACAUUGCUGGCUCCAAGAUGUCCAAGUCCCUCAAAAACUUUCAGACUAUUCAGGAUGCCCUUGCCACCACGUUCAACGCUCGCCGCAUGCGCGUUGUUUUUUUGAUGGGCAAGUGGAACGACGGCGUUGAAAUCUCACCCGACAUGAUUACCCAGGCUGAUAGCUGGGAGUCCACCAUCAGUAACUUUUUCACCAACACGAAAUCCUGGCUCGCUGAGGCUGGUGGCAGCGCCGGUAUCCAGAACCUGUCUCUGUCUGGCAAGUCUGGCUCUCCUCUCAUCUCCGAGCUGGAGCAGGCCAAGUCCGAGGUUAACGCCGCUCUCUCCAACUCUUUUGAUACCCCUCGCGCCAUGCUUGUAAUGCUCAAGCUUGUCAACACCACAAACGCCUAUCUCAAGGAUAACAAGGACGUCAAUCUAGCCGAAGUUGAGGCUAUUGCUCGAUGGCUCACCAACCUGGUUGGGAUUUUCGGCCUCGACGCUAACGCCAAGCCUCCCUACAACAGCCUUGGAUGGGCGUCCGUCAUUGCCGACAACGUCGACCCGAAGACUGCUGUUGAGUCUUACAAGUCCAUGAUGGACAAGGUCAAGGCCGAUGUCAAGGCACUGUCCUUGGACAGCGAGACCAUUGCUUCAUUAUUUGCCAAAGAUCCUGCCAGUGACUUCCAUGCCAUUGCUCAAAGCGGCUCCAAGGACAUUGAGCAGCUGUCUCUACCAUACCUCCGCGUGGCUGCUCAGCUCCGUGACGAGCUCCGCCGUGUGGUGUCUGCGCAAACCCCUGAUAUCAAGAAGGCUAUUCUCAGCCUGACCGACCGUAUCCGUGACCACGAUUUUACGAACCUGGGCGUCUACCUGGACGACCGUCCGGACAACCAACCCUCGCUCAUCAAGUUUAUCCCCGCCGCCGAGCUCAUUGCCGCGCGCGAGGAAAAGGCGGCCGCGGCCGCCGACAAGGCGAAGAAGAAGGAAGAGGCUCGCAUCGCGCGCGAAAAGGCCGAGCAGGAGGCGCGCGAAAAGGCCAAGAUGCCCCCGCAGGACAUGUUCAAGACGGACGAGCGCUACAGCCUGUGGGACGAGCAGGGCCUGCCGAGCAAGAUGAAGGACGGCAGCGAUGUGCCCAAGAGCCAGCAGAAGCAGAACAAGAAGAAUUGGGAUAGACAGAAGAAGGCGCAUGACGACCUGAAGGCCAAGGGCGGUCUAUAA